AUUCACAGUACUGUAGACUACAGUAUAUGAUAGUAAAGCCAAUGAAAGGAUAUUAAUAUUUAAAUGCAUUUUAAAAUUAUAGUCAAAUUGUUUGCAUUUAUGUGAACCACUAGCUAUUGAGUGACCACUUUUGCGGUGAUGUCUGCGACCAACGAGUCGUUAUGUCAACGAAUUUUGCACGACUUGAAUGUCAUAUUUAAAAGAGAUCCACAAAUUUUAGAGUUUGAUAUCAUCCCUAUUGAGGACUCGGUGUCCAACAAGAGUCCAGUCAUUCACGUCGAUCACCGAUUGGGUCUCGAAAGUUGGUGUGUCCGACAUCUAUAUCAAUACAUUUAUCAUAAGUUUGUCGACUUGAGGACAGCCAACAACCGAAUUGGUCACGACCAAAUAAAUGAAUGGACGCGAACACUACUUCUACUAAAUCCCGAUCUGACGACUGUUUGGAGCGCGCGCAAAGAAUUGAUAGAAAAUGGUUUCAUUAAAGUGUUAACUGAAUUAAGAUUUUCUGAAGUAUUACUGACCAGAAAACCCAAAUCGGCUGAUAAUUUUGCCCAUCGUCAAUGGCUUUUAAAAUAUUUUAUGAAAUCUGAAACGCUUUCCGAUGAAUUGAUAACAAAUGAGUUAAGAGUCACUUUAGACACUUCCAGUCGUUAUCAUCGAAAUUAUCAUUCAUGGAGUCAUCGUAUUUGGAUUAUUGAAAAUUUGUUUAAUAAUUCACUUGAUAAAUUAAACUGUGAACUAAUGAUAACCAAAUGUUGGUUAGAAAGUCAUGUUUCUGACUAUAGUUGUUAUCAAUACAGACAAUACUUGUUUCAAUACAUUCACAAACACUUCAUUUCGAUUACUGACAACAAUUCUGGUGUUGUGUCCAAUGAAGUGAAAAGCAAUUAUCAUAAACUUCUUAAACAAGAGUUGAAAUUAUUAAACGAUUUGCUGGUCUUAUAUACGGAUCAGGAAUCACUAUUUAUUCACAGAAGAUUUAUUUUAGUUUCCAUUGAUCAAUGGUUUGCAAAUGAGUCGACUCAACUAAAAGAGUCCGAAAAGAUUUUUAUUAAACAACAAUUGUCUUUAAGUCAUAGCAAUAAUACCUCAAAUCAAUGGCACUUUAUACUAAUCAACAGACAUAUAAAAUAUAUUAAUUGCAAAUUAAACUGGAAUUUAGACAUUACAUAA
This is a messenger RNA of Oppia nitens, 1173 nucleotides long. It is a transcript of the gene temp, whose product is annotated as protein prenyltransferase alpha subunit repeat-containing protein 1-B-like. Gene Ontology annotation, cellular component: cytoplasm. Bases 139 to 1173 code for a protein of 344 amino acids. Gene Ontology annotation, biological process: protein prenylation. The record is from RefSeq and is a predicted model, not a curated record. Lineage: Eukaryota; Metazoa; Arthropoda; Arachnida; Sarcoptiformes; Oppiidae. Gene Ontology annotation, molecular function: protein prenyltransferase activity. The transcript is spliced from 6 exons.